GUUCACGACACCCUCGUUGGGGACAGAGAGUGGCUCUCUCUAGGUACACCAGCUCACAAGCGCUUUGUCAGCAUUACCAUGCAAAAAGUGCUUCUGAGGGACUUGGAGCACGUGUCACCUGCAGGCCACACGUACAACCUCGAGUCCUACCAUAGUAUGCUCAUCAGGUUUGCACCCAAGUCUGUGGCGUUCACAGGCCCCAUCAUGCAUGCAAGAACCAGAUUGGCUGCUCUGCACCACAACGAAAACUCCGGAAGGGUCCAAGCGGUGACGCGCAAAGGGCAGCCGAAAUUCAAGCGAAGGAUGCAGAGAGGGAAGAUGGGGACCGAUCGUCUCAAGGAAGUGAAAACCCCUCCAACCUACGCGUACGUGGGCCAGCUGCUGUCUGAGGCUGCUGCCUGCUGCAACGAGUCUUCCCUCAGGGAAGCCUUGGGUAACAGACCCCGGGAUCGGGCCCCCCUCCCCAUGGCAGCUCACUACCCGAGGCUCCCAAAGGAGCAGCUGGUGGAACAGAGGAUGUCACGUUACAGCAGAGGGACAGCAGGGUCUUCAUGAGGACGCAUCCUCAGAUGAGCUGAAGGCCGUCAAGAAGGCUGGCAAGGCACAGAAGAAUGUGUGCACCACUGACAAGCAGCAGCACAGGAGGAAGUAGUCUCGGCAUCUACACCUAAAAGGUGCUUGAGCUGUUCCACCCAGACACCGACGCGUCAAGCGGGGCCAU
This is a messenger RNA of Ixodes scapularis (black-legged tick), 721 nucleotides long. RefSeq lists its product as uncharacterized. The transcript has 5 exons. The annotation marks the transcript as partial. NCBI's taxonomy places the organism in Eukaryota, Metazoa, Arthropoda, Arachnida, Ixodida, Ixodidae. The record is from RefSeq and is a predicted model, not a curated record.